AACCAAAUUUACAUUACAAUUGUGGCUUUAAACAAUCUGUGUAGACACCUAAUUGCUGCUUCAGAAUUCAUAAUGAGAUCAAAAUUGGCCAUUUUUAUGGAAUUCUUCAGCAUAAUAUUAGUAAAUUAUUUUAUUCGCAUGUGUCUCGAAAUCUCUCUUCAAAAUAGCUUCCCCUCUCUUACAGAAACAUCUCUUCUCUGAUGAUGUGAUUACUGGCGUGAGGGCGGGGCAACCUGUCACUCACACGAGAUCCACCAAUCGCAAACUACAAAUAUCCAAUCAGUUCCACAUGGACAGAAUCAAGCCGUGGGAUUAAUAAAAAGUGAACUGCAAGCGCGAAGACUUUCCAAUACGUUUUAUUUUUAAUUUCCUCCACUUAUUAAGAUGGAGGAGGCGUAUACAGCGCUGUAUCAGGAGUUUGUCCGUCUCCAGUCUCUCUGCUUAAAACAAGCAGCAAUGCUUCAACAUCUCUCUGACACUGUGAUACGACAGCAAGAGUCGGCCAACCAGUGCCAGUGUACAGUGAACAAGACGGGACACCGACCCCAUCCUGCAGAAUCCCAUGAAUCUCGGAGACAUCCCACUGAAACACGCAUACUGAACCCUCAAACUGCUUAUGAUCUCAGUCACAUUGAUAGAGGACUAGACCAACUGCAUCUUAACCUGGGCAUGUCUGAUCAGAAACAAGGUAGCCACGAUAAUGUGGUUUUCCAUAAUCCGGUAAAGACGGUGGAUAACAGUGCCUGGGAUGACCUGAGGAAAGUUGAGCAACAUUAUUACGCCAACCAGACUUCACAACGGCUGCGGAGGCCCUGGUCAUCCUCCUUUCUGGACAGCGAGUUGGUCAGUCAAGCCGGAGGGCUGUUCAUGUCUGGAGUGACGCUACAGUCGCAGGUGUGCGAGUUCUGUCACGCUGUGUUUCCGGGACACACAAGCACCCGUGGAGAGUUUCUGCGUCACCUCACCACACACAUGACCUGAAAAAAAGCAGUGCUGGGAAUCAAAUUCACACAAAAAAUGUGGAUUUUGAAACUAGUUUUGGUCAGUGAUGGUCAAGAUUUCUUUUUAUUAAAUUAUAAUGCGUACAAAGCUGUAGUGCAAACACACAAUGGCCUGGUUAACUUUUAUUAACGUGCUUUAAAAACAUUACUGGUGUGAAUCUUGAGAUAAAACGAUGGCAUAUUUUAAGGUAAAUCAGAGCAAUUUGCUUUCGGUUAAAACAGCUCAAACAUUCAUUUUAGUCUGGGACUAGUUUAAGCCUUAUCUGUGAAUCUGGGGAAAUAUGAAAGCAGGAAGAACAGCAAAAAUAUUACACAUGCACUUAAUUGUUUAUCAUGUUAUGACUAUGACUCAUCUCCUGUCCAAAUUAUUUGGUGUUUGUUUUGUACAAAUAGAAAUGUAUCAUUAUUUUGUUUUAAAUUAUUUCUUGUUUUACCCAAAUGCUGUAUUUUCAUUACUCUAUAGCGCAUGAUAGUGAAUACUGCUGUCUAUCAAGUAAAGAUUAAAUGCACUAUAAAAUGA
Molecule: messenger RNA, 1521 nt
Organism: Pimephales promelas (fathead minnow)
Lineage: Eukaryota; Metazoa; Chordata; Actinopteri; Cypriniformes; Leuciscidae
Source: RefSeq, a predicted model, not a curated record